Molecule: messenger RNA, 1322 nt
Organism: Lactuca virosa
Lineage: Eukaryota; Viridiplantae; Streptophyta; Magnoliopsida; Asterales; Asteraceae
Source: the annotation of a GenBank genome assembly
CCCGGUCUCACAAAACCUCUUCCUUUUCCUUUGUGUUUUUGAGAAUCGAGUCUUUCGAUAUCCCUGUGAUGGACACAUAGAGAGAGAAAGUAGAGAGACAAAGAGGAAGAACCAAUGGAUGGAUAUUGUAUGAGAAGAAGUAACACUAUCACCACUUUACCCUCUUUCUCUUCUGUCUAAUCAACAUAUCCCCAUGGCCAUUUCUUCACCAUCAUCAUCUUCAUCUUUCAUGGAUACACUCUUCCUCUGUGAAGAACAAGAUCAUCCAUGGGUGCAUGACAAUGAUGAUGAUGAUGAAUAUGAUUUUACAGAAACCACCCACCAAGAUUCUUCCAUCAAUGUCCACCAAGAUUUCUUCUGGGAAGAUGAAGAACUUGUAUCUCUCUUCACCAAAGAACAACAACAGCUACAAACAACCCCUUGCACUUUGAAUUUUGACAUAACAGACCCUUCUCUUUUGCUUGCUCGCAAGGAGGCUGUGGAUUGGAUCCUUAGAGUCAAAUCCCAUUUCGGUUUCACUCAUCUCACUGCGAUUCUCUCCAUUAAUUACCUCGAUAGGUUCCUCUCCAGUCUCCAUUUCCAGAACGAUAAGCCAUGGAUGAUUCAACUCCUCGCUGUUACUUGUCUCUCACUCGCAGCUAAAGUUGAAGAAACUCAAGUGCCAUCUCUUCUAGAUCUUCAAGUGGAGGACACACAGUACUUGUUUGAGCCGAAAAACAUACAAAAAAUGGAGCUUUUGGUUAUGGCGACCCUGAAAUGGAGGAUGAACCCAGUUACACCAAUCUCAUUUCUUGAUCAUAUCGUAAGAAGACUUGGAUUAAAGACUCAUCUACUCGGGGAUUUCUUCAAGAAAUGUGAAGAUCUCAUCCUGUCCCUAGUCUCUGAUUCAAGAUUCGUGGGUUAUCAACCAUCGGUACUGGCUACAGCUACAAUGCUUCAUGUCAUCGAUCAAGUUGACUUUUUCAACUCUGUUGACUAUCAGAAUCAGCUUCUUGAUGUACUCAAAACCACCAAGGAGAAAGUAAAGGAGUGCCAUGAGAUGAUCAUGGAAGCAUCACAUCCACGUUCCAUAAACCCUAAAAAGAGAAAGCUCCAAGAAGAUGAAACCAUGAGCUUUAAUAGCCCAGUUGGUGAUCAUAUGGAUGCAUGUAUUACAUCAACAUCAUCAUCAUCAUCAUCAUCACCCCAUCACCAUCAUCGUCAACCUCCUAUCAAGAAAAUGGGAAUCAUGCAGCAACAAAGGCUCGGUUUUGCAGCGUUAAGUUGUCAAACGUUUGCUGAUGUCACUUCUAGUACUCGUUAAAUAUAAUUUGUUAGUGUUG